AUGCAGUCUCCAGUUGUCAUUGUCACGGGUGCUUCAAAGGGUAUUGGCAGAUCGGUUGCCACCAUUCUGCUGAAACAGUAUAAUGCACGUGUGGUAGCAGUCGCUCGUAGCAAAGACCAGUUGGAAAAGCUUCGCGAGGAGGCAGCGACUCAUCAAAAGGGCGACGACUUGCAAAUCGUUGUCGGUGACGUUACCGAUGAAAACAUUGUCAAGCAAUCUGUCAAAGCUGCUGUCGACAAGUGGGGACAGCUGGACGGUGUGGUAGCCAAUGCUGGUGUUUUGGAACCCGUUGCUACUGUGGCUGAAGGCCUCGUUGAGGAUUGGAAACGUAGAUUGUUUGAAGUGAACGUAUUUUCCGUCAUCCGACUUGUUCAGGAAGCACUGCCUUUGCUUCGUCAAUCAAAAGGUUCCAUUAUCAUGGUUUCCUCUGGCGCUGCUUCCAAGGGAUACCGCGCUUGGGGCGCCUAUGGAUCUUCCAAGGCCGCUUUGAACCACCUUGCAUCUACCUUGUCGGUGGAAGAACCCGAUGUAACCACCAUUGCUCUCCGACCCGGCGUUGUGGAUACCGAGAUGCAAGGUUUAUUGCGCGCCAUAGGCAAAGACGCCAUGAAGGACGACUACCAAAAGUUUGUUACGCUGCAUGAAACCGGUCAAUUGGUGCAUCCUGAUCAGCCUGGCCGCGUUAUUGCUUCUUUAGCAACUCAUCACCAGCCCCAAUUUUCUGGCCAAUUCCUCAGCUGGGACGAUGAAGUUUUGAAGAAUGUUGCUUAG
This is a messenger RNA of Radiomyces spectabilis, 771 nucleotides long. RefSeq lists its product as uncharacterized. Gene Ontology annotation, cellular component: intracellular anatomical structure. Lineage: Eukaryota; Fungi; Mucoromycota; Mucoromycetes; Mucorales; Radiomycetaceae. The coding region runs from base 1 to 771 and encodes 256 amino acids. The transcript has 5 exons. The record is from RefSeq and is a predicted model, not a curated record. Gene Ontology annotation, molecular function: oxidoreductase activity, acting on NAD(P)H, oxygen as acceptor.